CCACCUUCAACCGCUCUUCCCGAUAAUCCUAUAUUGACCAAUCGCCAAUGGAAAACAUUUUGGGCACUCGCUAUCCCACUUCACGCCCGCACAAUUUGGUUGCGUCUUCUCCACAACAAAAUACCUCAUCGAACACUUAUGUAUGUAUGUCGCCUAUGCUCAUCAUCUAUCCCCGAAACACUAGACCACUUCCUCUACGACUGCCCCUUAAGCAUGAAGUUUGGUCGACUAUCUUCCAACGCUACUAUUCACCUCUCAUCAACAUUGAUCGACCCAACUUCCUACAAAUACUUCAAAAUAUUUGCCGGCUCACUUCCAUUAAUAACAUUAGAUUCCCUUCCCUCCCCUUCAACUCUUCUUUUUGCCUGCACCCUCUUGGGUAUAUGGCAUGCCCAUUGGGCCUUCAUUUUUCACUCUACCCCUUUCGUGCCUACAAACGUGAUUACAUCCAUCGCACGCAUCCUGUCUCGUUUGGAAAACGAGGAGCUUUAUAGUUCUGAUAUUCCAUAA
This is a messenger RNA of Mycotypha africana, 510 nucleotides long. RefSeq lists its product as uncharacterized. The record is from RefSeq and is a predicted model, not a curated record. The transcript is spliced from 3 exons. The annotation marks the transcript as partial. Lineage: Eukaryota; Fungi; Mucoromycota; Mucoromycetes; Mucorales; Mycotyphaceae.